AUGUCUAAGGCCCGUGGAGGCUCAGGAAACAGCAAUGGCGCCGCACCCAACUUCCUCGACGGCGGCUUGCUCUACAACGAUGCCCAAUUCUACCUUUACGGAGGCGACCUUUUGAAGAACGAUCAAGUUUACGAACCUCCCGACGCGGACGAGGUUCUGACUUAUCAGGCUUAUGCAUAUGGCCCGGACAAGCCUCUCUGGGAUCGCGGCUUCAAUGAUCGCAAACUUGGCGACAAGGUGACUCGAUACAUUGCUUAUGGAGGAGCUGUCAGUGCGCCAUCAGAGAACCUGGCUUGGUAUUUCUCGGGGUUGAGGUCUCCAUCAAGGGGUCCUUUCUUCACCAACGAUGCGACUGCCAAGGCCACCAAUGUCUCCAACACGCUCAUCACCCUCGAUAUGGCGGAGCAACUUGAUGAGAAAUGGACCAACACGACUCUUCCCCCCAGUGUCAAAGGACGUGCCAAUCCUGAGGUUGUUUGGGUCCCCGUAGGUAAGAAGGGUAUUCUCGUCGUCCUCGGCGGCGUUGUGUAUCCCGAAUGGGCCGGUCGUGCCCGCAAGUCAGCAAAUGAGGAUGCCAGUGAGAAAGAAAGUCCCGUAUUCAUGGAGGAAAUCGAUAUCUACGACAUUGAUGGCAAAAAGUGGUACAAGCAGGAAACCAAAGAUGGCCCAGGCGCCCUCACGAGAGGCUGCGCUGUGGUCGCCCCAGCUUCAGAUCGCUCGAGCUUCAACAUCUACUGGUACGGAGGGUACGAUGGCCUCCAUCCGAUGGAGCCCUUCAACGAUGCAGUCUGGGCACUUUCUAUCCCUUCCUUCACCUGGACCCAGAUUAACAAGGGGACCAACCUGCAUGCUCGUGCGGGACACAAGUGCUUCAUGCCAUACCCCGACCAGAUGAUGGUUUUUGGCGGCUACACGUCCCAAUCUGGUGUUGCUCUCACCUGUCUUGACAAAGGACCAGUCUUGAACUUCAAUCUUACCAGCGGAGAUUGGUUGGAGUCGUACGACCCGGCCGAUUUCAGUGAUUAUGGCGUCCAUGAGGCCAUCCAGUCCAAGAUUGGAGGUGACGCUGAGGGUGGAGCAACCAAGACUGCUCCAGCAGAUGGCUGGGCUACUUCGGCUCUUGGAAAGGUUUUCGACACUGACUACGACAUGAAGAAGAUCAAGACAUACUGGCCAUACGGAAAGGUGACCGCAACGGGGCGGCCUACUGUUCCCAACGAUGGUACUGACGGCGACGACGACGAUGAUAAGAGCGGCGGUGGUGGUGGCGGUCUCCCUAAGUGGGUGGCACCCGUCUUGGGUGUUGUUCUUGGGCUCAUGUUUGUCACCGGUGCUCUUGUCGUCUUCUGUAUCUGGCGUCGCCGUGGAAUCUUCAAGAAUCGCUCCAGCGACUACGGCACCGAAGAUCCAGGCUCUCGCAUCAGAUCAUGGAUCAGGGGCACCGGCCAGGAGAAGGCGCCUACCGUCACAACCUCUGAUGAUGCUCCCACUAGCCCGGAGAUGGAGGAAGCGACGACAGCUAGGGCUGUUGGCGUUGGCUCAACUCCCUCGAAUGCUGAUACACCUGCUCCUACUUCUCCCCGUUCACCUGGCUCUCCUCUUGAGAUGCCAGACACACAAAUCCACGAGAUGCCUGACACUUCGAUACCACACGAGCUUCAUGACACGGGUCUCUCUCCUCUCGAGGUUAUACAGAAGCAUUCCCACUUUGCUAAGGGCCGGAAACAUUCUACCCCUUCCUCCAGAACGUACUCGGAACACACAAGCGCUUUCUCGCGAUCAACAGAUCAGCAAGGAGUGUCGAGCCCCGACUCUCCUACGGCUGGCCGCUCUUCCCGUAUAACCUCUGAUGUGUCCGGUGUGUCAGAAGGAGAUGCCGCACAGCUCCGAACCCUCGGGGCUAGUCCUGUGAGCCCUAGGAGCACUCACAGCCAGCUGCGGUCCCCAUCACCAGUUGGCAAGGCGGACUCGGACAUUCUUCCUUCACCGGGCUCGGAGCCGACACCUUUGUCACCACCCGGCGACCCAGCACUGGUAUCUCCAACACCAGUGUCUCCGCCAACCGCAGGGGAGAGUUCGGGCGGUGAUUAUCUCUCGGCAAAGUCGUCGGCGAGUCCACUGAGGAAGAGCAUGUUUGUCGAGAGCGAGGAAGACAUGGGUAAGCAGAAGUAG
Molecule: messenger RNA, 2172 nt
Organism: Fusarium vanettenii 77-13-4
Lineage: Eukaryota; Fungi; Ascomycota; Sordariomycetes; Hypocreales; Nectriaceae
Exons: 3
Coding region: 1-2172 (723 amino acids)
Molecular function (GO): protein binding
Source: RefSeq, a predicted model, not a curated record